Messenger RNA from Terrapene triunguis (Three-toed box turtle), 1899 nucleotides. Its product is annotated as noelin-3. Bases 1 to 1458 code for a protein of 485 amino acids. Gene Ontology annotation, biological process: signal transduction. NCBI's taxonomy places the organism in Eukaryota, Metazoa, Chordata, Testudines, Emydidae. The record is from RefSeq and is a predicted model, not a curated record. The transcript is spliced from 7 exons.
AUGAGUCCUCCACUGCUCAAGCUUGGUGCUGUUCUUAGUACCAUGGCAAUGAUCUCUAACUGGAUGUCCCAAACUCUUCCAUCUCUGGUAGGACUAAAUACCACCAGACUGUCCACUUCAGAUACUCUAGUAAGUAGCUCUGAUGUAUUCAUAUUUCAAUCCCCCAAAGAAGGAUGGCAAGUGUAUAGUUCAGCCCAAGACCCAGAUGGCCGAUGCAUUUGUACUGUAGUUGCACCAGAACAAAAUUUAUGUUCCAGAGAUGCCAAAAGUAGGCAACUUAGACAACUGCUAGAGAAGGUUCAGAAUAUGUCCCAAUCUAUUGAAGUUUUAAACCUACGGACUCAGAGGGAUUUCCAGUAUGUUUUAAAAAUGGAAACACAAAUGAAAGGGCUGAAGGCUAAGUUUCGGCAAAUUGAAGAUGAUCGGAAGACAUUAAUGACAAAGCAUUUUCAAGAGUUGAAGGAAAAGAUGGAUGAGCUGUUGCCAUUGAUCCCAGUUCUGGAACAGUACAAAACUGAUGCCAAGUUAAUCACCCAGUUCAAGGAGGAAAUUAGGAAUCUGUCAGCAGUUCUCACUGGGAUUCAGGAAGAAAUUGGUGCUUAUGACUAUGAGGAACUACACCAGAGGGUGCUCAGUUUAGAAACCAGACUUCGAGACUGCAUGAAAAAACUCACAUGUGGCAAAUUGAUGAAAAUUACAGGCCCCAUUACAGUCAAGACCUCUGGAACCCGAUUUGGAGCCUGGAUGACAGAUCCUUUAGCAUCAGAAAAGAAUAACCGAGUCUGGUACAUGGACAGUUAUACUAACAAUAAAAUUGUCCGUGAAUACAAAUCAAUCACAGACUUUGUCAGUGGGGCUGAAUCAAGAACAUACAAUCUUCCAUUCAAAUGGGCAGGAACCAAUCAUGUUGUCUACAAUGGCUCCCUCUAUUUCAACAAGUAUCAGAGUAACAUAAUCAUCAAAUACAGCUUUGACACAGGACGGGUGCUUGCACAGCGUAGCCUGGAAUAUGCUGGCUUUCACAAUGUGUACCCCUACACUUGGGGCGGCUUCUCAGAUAUUGACCUGAUGGCAGAUGAAAUUGGGCUGUGGGCCGUAUAUGCUACCAAUCAGAAUGCAGGCAACAUUGUUAUCAGCCAGCUAAACCAGGAUACGUUAGAAGUGAUGAAGAGCUGGAGUACAGGCUAUCCAAAGAGAAGUGCUGGGGAAUCCUUCAUGAUCUGUGGAACUUUGUAUGUUACCAACUCACAUUUAACAGGAGCCAAGGUCUACUAUUCUUAUUCCACGAAAACCUCCACUUAUGAGUAUACAGACAUUCCGUUCCAUAAUCAGUACUUUCAUAUAUCCAUGCUUGACUACAAUGCAAGAGAUAGAGCUCUCUAUGCCUGGAAUAAUGGACAUCAGGUCCUGUUCAAUGUCACCCUUUUCCACAUUAUUAAGACUGAAGAUGACACAUAAACUUGUCUCUCCCCCUCCUCCACGCACACUUCAAAAGUGUCAUUUGUGAUAAACUCUAAAACAUCCUUCUGGAUUUCUUUUUAUUUAAGUUCUUUUUCAUUAAAAAAUGAAAGCAUUUUCUACUGUGCAAUGUGUUCCAAAUAUGGCUGAGCCUGUCAAAAAUGACCUGUUGGAAAUACAAGCAUCCUAACUCUUGAAAAAACAAGGCCUGCCAUGACCUUGUCAUGAAAAGCACUAAAGAGGGUUUAAGUGGCUAAAGACAGUUUUAAAAAGAUUAUGAUCUGCCUUAUAUUAGAGUCAGAGACUAAUGGUGGCUUAAAUGCAUGAAUGUCUUUUUUUACCUUAUGUCUUUUUUUAAUCUGUCUAUUGCUCAAAAUCAGGAAAUAUUUUGGUAGCAAUCUGAAGCAUAAUGCACAUUAUUCUUAUUUAUUCCAAGAGAAA